AAGUCGAAUCUUCAGCCGUCUUUUUCGUGAAGAAGGACGUUUCACAAGGUUCUUCCGCUGCAAGUUUUUCUCCUAACUGAAAUGCAGCAAAGACGGCUAGCAGUCUUAUUAUAUUGUGUGCUCAUCAGCAGUUGUGUCUACUGCCAACGAGACCGUAGUUAUGAUGAGGAGGAAAUCGACGAAAAGCAGCUAGCUGCUCCGGCAAGAGGCGUUUUCGGUAAGCACUGGCGUCACAAGGUAUUGGACACCCAAUCAAAAAGGUCUGCCAUCAACAACGAAACCAUCGCUGCGGCCGCUAAUGCUGUUGAAACCGGUGUGGAAAACAGCGGAUCACGCGAGGGAAAAUUCUUUUCACUGUUUACUGUCGUGAAAUUCGCCAACGACGACUGCACGACAUCAUCAAACGAAAAUGGUACCUGCUACUCCGCAUCCGAGUGCAGCGCUAGAGGUGGUGUCGCCAGCGGAUCCUGCGCUGGUGGAUUUGGCGUCUGUUGCACUUUUUCUUUCACCUGUGGCCAAACAACCAACCAGAAUUCUUCCUAUUUUUCCAAUCUGAAUUAUCCUUCCAGCUACGAUGCUACAGGAUCCUGUCAGCUAACUGUGAACAAGGCAUCAAGCAACGUAUGCCAGUUAAGACUUGAUUUUGUUGUCAUGAUGUUGGUGCAACCAGAAACAAAUGACAGCAAUUGCAACCGAGAUCAAUUUAUUGUCACAGGCGGAAGUCGUGUUCCGUCUAUUUGCGGAACAAACAACGGACAGCACAUGUACGUGGAAACUGGAUUACUCGGGAAUAGUCCAAUCACAUUGACAGUGGUUACCAGUGGAACCGGAUUUUCUCGCCAGUGGAGAAUAAAAGUGACGCAGAUGAAUUGCGAUUCCAUCUCGAGAGCUCCAAAUAGUUGCGUGCAAUACUUUACCGGCGUGUCGGGUACAAUUCAGUCUUUCAACUACGAUGGAACUUCCGGCCGACAACUUUCCAACCAAGAUUACACAAUAUGUAUCCGCACUGAAAGCAAUUUUUGCAGCAUCGCCUACAGUGUAUGCAAUGGCGGAGUUUAUUCCAUCACUGGUCCUACUGGAGGUUCAGCUACUGCUGUGGGAACACCGAUCGGAGCACUGGUAGGAUCAACUACUUGCAACUCUGAUUGGUUAACUAUUCCUUGUGCUUCCGACACUGGGAGAGCCAUUCAGCGCGGUAAUUCUGUAUGUCAAGAUCGCUUGUGUGGUGAUGCAUUUGCAUCGGUGGUUCAGGCUACUAGCGGGACCGUCAUAUCCAGCGUGCGACCUUUCCGAGUGACUGUUCACUUUGACGGUUUCGAGGCCAUUGUACCAACUUCGGUCACAAACGUUCAACCACAAUUUAAUAAUCGAGGAUUUUGCCUCAGCUACAUCCAACAGCCAUGCACUUCCAUAUAACCGAAAAGAGUAUAGGCUACUUCGUUUCUAAUGUUAUUAAAACCAAAAAUAAUACCGUAAGUUUGUACUGUUCUUCAAAAAACAUUUUAAAGCCAAUAACUGCAAUUUAUAAUAAACCAGUUAUUCAUUAAUCCGUCGCCUAACUAUUCGCAUUUUUUGAUUGAAUUAUGUUUUCUAUAAAUAUUUUGUUGUGAAAAAAAAAAUGCAUUAGACACAGCAGUAGUCGGCAGUAGUAAUAUUAGAAUUCGAAGAACUCUAUUUCUCCCGAAUGAUAACCCGUCGCUCUUUCAAUAAUCGGCCGCAGGUUGGCCAAUCACCAACACCAAUCAGCCCCAUCACUGAUUUCAUUUUCAAAAUCGUUUGUAGAA
Messenger RNA from Daphnia pulicaria, 1784 nucleotides. RefSeq lists its product as uncharacterized. Lineage: Eukaryota; Metazoa; Arthropoda; Branchiopoda; Diplostraca; Daphniidae. Bases 82 to 1416 code for a protein of 444 amino acids. The record is from RefSeq and is a predicted model, not a curated record. The transcript has 7 exons.